This is a messenger RNA of Macrosiphum euphorbiae (potato aphid), 576 nucleotides long. The record is from the annotation of a GenBank genome assembly. Lineage: Eukaryota; Metazoa; Arthropoda; Insecta; Hemiptera; Aphididae.
AUGCAAAGGCCACCUCUACUCGCAAUGACCGCGGCAUACAGAACGGCCUCGACGAACUGCCUCUCAGUCGUGGCAGGGGUGUUACCAUUUGACUUGGAGAUUGAGAAAAGUGCGCUCCAAAGACGCCUGGCAGGAGGCGAGAUCACCCAGGAGCAGCUCACGGAACACGUGGCGAAUAUAUUCACCACAUGGCAGGAAAGGUACGAAGCGACCGACAAAGGGGAAUGGACCAAGCGCAUGAUACCCUGCGUGCGGGAACGGUACAUUCUGCCAAUGCCCUUGGACCACUACACGACCCAGUUGCUGACAGGGCACGGCGACUUCAAAUCCAAACUGUUUGGGUUCAAGCUAGUGGCCUCGCCCAACUGCGGGUGCGGGAAUGGAUCGGAGACAGUCCAGCACGUUAUAUACCGCUGCCCGAGAACGGAGACAUACAGACAGGAGCUCAAAAAAGUGAUGGCUGAGGAACAUGAGGGCUGGCCACCCAGGAACGGUGCCUUCCUCAAAACGAGAAGGACGUACGAGGCGCUUAGGAAGUUCGCCAAGAAAGCGCUAACAAACAGAACCGACAGAUAG